GGGGUUUUCUCUUCAGUGGUUGAGGAUGUACAUAAGCGAGUGAACUAGUCUCUGGUCUUCAAUCAUUCCAAUUAGUGCCGAAUGGACAUUCACCAAAGAUAUAAGUGAACAGACAACGUGUAGGAGCGAGUCCCCUUCGAGCCACCCCGCACCCCGGAUGCUGAGGUAAUCAGACUAGCUCGGCUUCAUCGGGGCAGGAAGUGCUUGGCCGCUUAAUCUUGCAUGAAUCAUCCCAUCCCAUUCUCCAGAUUUCUCUGCUUCGGAUACUGCGUGAUCAUCAAUGAGCCCGAGAUCGCAAGAUGCGGCGGCGCCGACCCCGGCCAAGAAGGUCCGUCUAGCAUGUCGGCGAUGCAGAUCCAAACGCAUCAAGUGCGAUGGCGGCAUUCCAGCGUGCUCAAACUGUGCCCGUGCUAAAGCAAGCUGCGUCGAUGUUGAUGGGCGCAACAAUGACAUUUCCAUCCCACGCGACUACGCCGUACGGUGCCAUGCGCGGAUCGAAUGGCUUGAAGAGCAACUUCUGCUCUUAAAUCCAGAGUUCGACCUCUCCAAAGCACCACCGAUCGAUCAAUCCGUGUUGCCAGAUACCGUCCCACGUAGAACCUCAUCGACUACCCCGACGGGAAGUACAGCUGUGCACCUACCGACGACACUCGGAGAAUCAAAGACCAGAAAAAGACCCUUUGAUUCCUUGCAUGCAUCAGACAGCGAACUUCUACCGCGAACGCCUGCGCAGGUACCAGGCCCAGAACACGCGGAGCUGCCCGCUUCAUGUGUGCAGCACGCGGCUGACAAGGAGGCUGCUACCCCUUCGGCCGAAGCACGCUCGGUAGCCAUGGACUUGGGGAUGCUAUCACUCCACUCCGACUCGCGACAAAAAUACUAUCUGGGGUCCUCAUCCGGCCUCUUCUUCACGAAGUUGAUUGGGGCGGACAGUCCUCUCUCCCCAGCCACCUCCACCUCGUCGUAUGGUACGCGGGGGAAUUCGAAACGCCGUACUGUCCCAGGUCCUUCGCCUGAGGCGUAUCGUGUGUUGUACAACAAACUUAGAAGGGACUUACCUUCGCCCGACGAAGCCAACCAUCUCAUUGGUAUCUACCUUCAAGAGCUCCAUGUCGAUCACCCUUUCCUGCACGCCACCUCUCUAUUUAAUGCCUACAACGCACUUUGGUUCUGCGCGGAACGCGGGUACCAAGGGAAUGUGGACCGCAACGGAUGGCCGGAGGAGAUGGAGCCCUUCUCGUACAACGGGCGCUUCGACAAGGUGGCUGACGACGACACAACGCCCAUCUCCAUCUUCGCCGCAGCGCUGCACGUGUUCAUGGUGCUCUCCCUUGCGGCGACGAUCCUCACGCGGAACAAGAAUUUCGAGUACCCGCCCGCCCGAUUCUACGCCAUCGCCUCCACGGCCGCAGCCGAGUGCCUGAGCGGCAUUUCCGUGACGGCCCUGCAAAGCAUCCUCCUGUUCAUCGUGCAGGGGAUGGUGGGGCCCACCAAUCUGAGCAUCUGGACCCUAGUGCAUAUCGCCAUGUCCCACGUGAUUGAUCUCGGACUGCAUCGAGAGCCGAAAGACGAUGUGGACAAUUCGCCCACCGCCCUUGCUUUACGACGGCUGAUCUUCUACACCGUCUAUAACCUCGACCGAUCCAUCUCCACGAUCCAGGGCCGACCGCUUGGCAUCCGCGACGAGACCUUCGACAUCCGCCUGCCAGGCCUCAAUGAAUUCGUCGUCGACGAAACCGCCAGCUCCAACGUCAACAGCCACUCGGAGCUGCACUUUUCCAUCCACCGCUUCAAACUGGACGCCUUGAUCUCAGAGAUCAAAAUCCUGCUCUAUCACCUCCCCAACCGCGGGAACGCCCUUUCAUGGCCGACAGACACAGCCGGGGAACAAGCGCGCAUCAAGACGAGUCUCGACCAGUGGCUCGCGGACGUGCGCGUGACCCGCGCCCCCUCGGAGGAAACCACCACCGCACACGACGAGGAUCACGCCUUCAAGCACCAGUGCAAGAUCCUGAAGCUCGAGGUUUUGUAUCAUGGGGCCAUCACGCUGCUGUACCAGCCGUCGCAGGCGUGCCCCGCGCCCACCCCCGCCGCCCUCCUGCACUGCUACCGCAGCUCUCGCGACCGCAUCCACAUCUACAACCGCCUCAACACGCAGGAGCAUUUCUACUUCACAUGGCGCAACAUCCACGGGAUCUUCGCCUCGGGCGCGACCAUCAUCUACUGCUUCUGGGCCUCCCCAGAGCUGCAGGCCGUCGUGCCCUUCAAGGAGGCCCUGCAGUGCCUGCGCGGGUGCUCCAACCUCCUCAGCAUUGGUGGCCAGUGGUGGCCCUCGGUGCGCCACGGCAAGGAGAACUUCGACCGCAUCGUCGACCUCACCGUCGAGCGCGCAGUCGACGGCGGCCCAUUCCAGCCGGCUUACCCGCCGACCGAUGGGAAUACCACCACCAACACGCAGCAACAGCAACAAGAGGCGGUGGAGAAUCUGCUCGGGUUGGCGUCGGUCGCGUGCGAUUCCGGACUCGUCGGCCAGGAUUUGGAGAUUGCGGCGCAGCAUGAUCCCGUCAUGGAGAGCUUUUUCACCGAGUACCUGCAGGGUGACUGGAGCUGGGAUCCGUUUUCGACGGGGUUGGAGCCGCUGCCCUAACGCCGGUCGGAUAUUGGACUCAGCUCUACCCUAUCCUCUCCAUCGGCCCGGCGGGCUCCGAUCACCUCUCGACAGUCUUGUAAAUGAUGACAAUGGUAGCCGGGCA
Messenger RNA from Aspergillus uvarum CBS 121591, 2753 nucleotides. RefSeq lists its product as uncharacterized. The record is from RefSeq and is a predicted model, not a curated record. Bases 281 to 2647 code for a protein of 788 amino acids. Gene Ontology annotation, molecular function: DNA-binding transcription factor activity, RNA polymerase II-specific; zinc ion binding; sequence-specific DNA binding. Gene Ontology annotation, biological process: DNA-templated transcription; positive regulation of transcription by RNA polymerase II. NCBI's taxonomy places the organism in Eukaryota, Fungi, Ascomycota, Eurotiomycetes, Eurotiales, Aspergillaceae. The transcript has 6 exons.